Molecule: messenger RNA, 3938 nt
Organism: Sitophilus oryzae (rice weevil)
Lineage: Eukaryota; Metazoa; Arthropoda; Insecta; Coleoptera; Curculionidae
Gene: drk
Product: protein enhancer of sevenless 2B
Exons: 6
Coding region: 361-996 (211 amino acids)
Molecular function (GO): protein binding
Source: RefSeq, a predicted model, not a curated record
UGUUAAUCUUCGGAAAAUCCGAAGUCGAAGGCGAACCAAUAUUUUCAUUGUAGUGUUGAAUUACAUUUGAUAAGCUAGUAAUUAAUUUUAAAUAUCCCAAGUGUUGUGAAAAAUUGAAAAUAUAUUUGUGUACAAAUGUCGUCGUAAAUAAUUACGCGAUAUAUUCAACUAAACGUUACGUGUGGUGAAAAGAAUUUCUUCCUAUGCAUUAAGAAAUCGUCUUUUGUUUUUCUCCUUAUUUUGACGUUUGGGCAGUGAACAGAGAAGUGAAUCAUUUUCCCCCAAGCCAUAUAAGUUUUUAUAUUUGAUUUCAAAGAGACUUUUCGAAGGAAAACCAAUAAAAUUAUCAAACCACUGAAAAUGGAGGCUGUGGCCAAACAUGAAUUUAAUGCAACAGCUGAUGAUGAGUUAAGUUUCAGGAAAGGACAAGUACUCAAGGUAUUGAAUAUGGAGGAUGAUAUGAACUGGUACAGAGCAGAGUUAGAUGGACGCGAGGGAUUAAUUCCUAGUAAUUAUAUUGAAAUGAAACCCCACGAAUGGUACUACGGAAAAAUUUCUAGAGCGGAUGCGGAAAAACUACUGUUAAAUAAACACGAGGGAGCAUUUUUGAUAAGAAUUAGUGAGUCUAGUCCAGGAGACUUUUCAUUAUCAGUAAAAUGUGCAGAUGGUGUGCAACAUUUUAAAGUCCUGCGCGAUGCCCAAGGAAAAUUCUUUUUAUGGGUGGUUAAAUUUAAUUCACUGAACGAACUCGUCGAAUACCAUAGAACGUCUUCAGUGUCGAGGUCGCAAGACGUAAAACUGAGAGAUAUGGUUGUAGAAGAAUAUUUAGUACAAGCAUUGUACGAUUUUACGCCACAAGAGGUUGGAGAAUUAGAAUUUAACAGAGGCGAUGUUAUCACCGUUACAGACCGUUCUGAUCAACAUUGGUGGCAUGGAGAAAUAGGACAUCGCCGAGGCCUCUUUCCUGCCACGUACGUUACGUCCUAUCACACGUAAAUACAAGUAAACGAUGUCAAGUUUACAGUUAACAAAAUACGCACCAUACGAGAACUACAUUAUUUGGUAGACCCGUCACAAUUAAACCAAUUAUUAAAAUCGAAAUUAAGAAAAACUUGACUAUACAAAACAUUUUUUUUUGUAUUUGCCAUUUAAAGAAGCAUGUUCUUCGAUAUUUUAAUUUGUUUUUGUAAUUUGUAUGUAAUGAAAGUGUUAGGAAGUGUCUUAUUAAAACCAUAUAUUUUAUUUGAUUGAUUACUGUUACUGGUAUGUAUUUUUAUAUUAAGUAAGUUUUGAAAUUUAUAUGUUUUUCGUUAGAAGUGAAAAUGUUUUUCUUUUAAUUUUACUUAAUACAUUGUAUCCUGUGAGAUAGAUGAGUGAACAAAUUGGUUUCAUGCACACUAUAGUAUGUUCAACGGGAGGAUCCCUUUCGUUGACAGUUGUGCCUAUCAUUUUAAUUCACAGGCAAAUUGCAUUUCCUGUCAUUUUUUCCCCGACUCGUUGGACAGACUAUAGUAGUUGAUUGAUGGUAAUGAUUUUUUUUUAAUUGCUCACUCACGAUAUUAUAAUUAUAACUUGGCAGAGAUUUAUUUUAGCUCAAACUGUGUUUUUGAAAUUAGAAAGAUUUUGUAUAAAAUAUUUCAAUAGUAAGAGUAGGUCGAGGAUCUUAAUUUUAAGUAUUUUCUUCAUAUACAGGGUGGUACUAUUUUUAAUGGAAAACUUUAAUAGAUCAUAAUAUGAAGCUAUAUUUAGCUUCAUUAUUGAGCUGAAAACUUUUUUUUAAUAUCUAUUUUUUCUCAUUUUAAUCAGACCACCCUAUAUAUUUAUAUAUAAAUACUUUUAUGCAAUGUUAUAUUAACUUUCCAGUUGUAUCAACAAACAUUUUUAGAAAUCUUAUUGGAUAGUUUUUCUUUGUUAAGCAAAAAUUUACGUUUACUAGUACCAUACGAUCGAAAAAUGACUUAGUUGAUUUUGAAUGAAGAUCAGUCAUUUUAUACCGAGUGUUGCAUCGUCCUUGGAAACAUAGGAAAUCACAUGCAAAUUUUGAACUGUCCAAAUAUUGGCUCCCCUAUUAAUUUUACAGCUAUGUCGUAAAUAUAUUUUUUAAAGGUCUGCCUAUGAUGUAGCCUAUUUCUUAUGCCAAAUUUGAACAAUUUUGGUCAACCGGUUUUAAGUAAUGUAAGAAAAACUGCGUCUAUUUUUAAAUUAAAACUAAACAGGUAACAAUGCAGAACCAGUCAAUGGUCAACAUACCUUAAGUCGUCAAUCUAUGAUUUUAUAAUUGUCAAAUGUAACUUAUUGUGCCGUCUACGCUACUACAUUAUAGUACCUACGCUUAGUGCCCCCGAAAUGUGUUUUUGUAUUUUAAAACUGGUUCGAAUGAGGUAAAAGCCUAAUGUUUAGAAGAAUACAAUUUGACAUUGACAAAAUUAUAGGAUGGCAACUUGAGGUAUUCAGUUUUAAUUUAAAACCAGAUGCAGUUUUUCUUAAAUUACUUAAAAUCGGCUUGUCCAAAAUUGUUUAAAUUUGGAUAGGUUAGGUUAGUGUUAUGCUGAACACACAUUCAGCAUACACAGACCUUUAAAAAGUCUGUUUACAACUUUGCUGUAAAAUUAACAGGAGAGCCAAUAUCUGGACAAUUCAAAAUUUGCAUAAGAUAUCCAAGUUUCCAACGACGAUGAAACCAAUGACCUAACCACCCGGUAUUUAUAAUUAUAUGAGGAAUAUCAUCGAUCGUCAUUUUGAACCAACUUUACGCCGAUUAUUUUAGUUCUUUCAUAUGGUAUACACUACACAACUAUAGUCUGUCCAACGAGAGGAUACGUGACAGUGACAGUUGUCACAGGUAAAUAGUAUUUUCUGUCAUUUUUUCAAUAUCGUCUGUUGAAAUAUUUCCUGAAUCGUUGGGCUGACUCUACUUCUGCGGUAGUAUGAAUUUCAGUGACUCGCAGAUACCACCUAUGAGCAUGUAAACAUACUUGUAUGCAUCUUGUACUUGCUAGUUGACAUGUACACAAACCACUUGUGGGAAAAGUAGGCUUUAUUAAAAGAUAGCAUGAUUUAUAUUAUGAAUUAUUAGCAAUUUUAUAUGAUAAGUUAUUCAGUAGAUGGAUUGGUUCUGAAUAAUUUUGGUGCUAUUUUUUUCAUGAUGUAAACUUUAUUGAAUCAAUAUUUUCAGAAUAUGCUGAUUGAAACGUUCCCAUUAUCAAUAAUGAUUAUAUUGAUAUCCGUAUAAAAUAGUCAUUAUAGAUAAUAUCAAUAUUUCAUUACAUUGCCCAAUAUUCUCGGAUAUUAUUUAGCAUUAUUUUGUUAUUUUUCUUUAUUGAUUAUUUUACAGAUCAUAUUUAUAAAUAAUGAAUCAAGAAUACAUAUAAUUUUUAGUAUAGAGUGAUAUAAAUUCUAGCAGUUUGGUCAACCAUUUUUGUUGCCAUAGAGUUCCAUAGUUUAGUAAGAAUAAAAAAUAAAUUUAAAUUGCUCGUUUUUAUUUGGAUAUUUUGUAAAAAAUUUAAUUUGUUUUUUAAUCUUACUAAUGAUGUGUUAAAUAAGUAAGCUUUUACCACUUUAGAUAUAUAAAAGAUGUGUUUCAAAAAGUUGGAAAUUUGCUCUAAUAUUUAUCAAUGACCUAUAAAUAUUCAAUUUUACUUUAUCAUCCUCACUAAUGGAGUAGGAAAAAUCUGAUUUUUUGAGGCUGUAAAUAGAUUUUAGCAAAAUAUAAUUAAGGUACUGCCUGAAAACGCAACACCAAAAGUAAACAAAUUUAAGCUACCUAUUUAAAAAUGUCAGUAUAUUUAAUUCGUUUUCUGUUGUUUCUAUAACACAAAUUUAAAAUGGUAUAGCUUUUUUAUUUUUUAUUUAAAAUUGUAUAUACUAACGUAGGAUAUAAAUUUUAUCGCAGAUUUAAGUGCAAAAUAUUUAGAUAUAAAUAUAUGUUAUAAGCUGUA